AUGCUAGAGUCUAUCGCUGCUGGUCUUUUGAACCGCUUCCUAGGGGCCUACGUUGAGAAUUUCGAUAGCAAACAGCUAAAUGUUGGCAUCUGGAGUGGGGAUGUCAAGUUGCGAAACUUGAAAUUGAAAAAGGAGUCACUGGACGCGCUUGAUCUACCCAUUGAUGUUCAAUUUGGAUUCUUGGGAGACUUGACAUUACAGGUACCGUGGUCAAGCCUCAAGAACAAACCUGUGAAGAUUUUGAUCGAGGACGUAUACUUAUUGUGUGGUCCGCGAGAUCAAUCUUCUGAAAGUGCUUCGGAAGAUGCUGAGCGCGAACUAAGACUAAAACUUCAAAAACUGGAGGAGUUUGAAGCCUUGAGCAAGGCUCAAGCUCCAAGCAAAGACGAUCCUGCUAAUGCUGAAAGCUUUACUCAGUCGCUGGUGACUAAAGUUGUUGACAACGUCCAGGUAUCGAUAAAGAAUAUUCAUGUAAGAUAUGAAGAUAUGGAGAAUGUUUUUGCAGAAGUUCCAUAUUCCGUCGGUAUGACCCUCAGUGAGAUUUCCGUCGUCUCGACGGAUGAGAACUGGCAGCCAAGUUUCAUAUCUAUGACAAGUGCCAUUGCUCGGAAGCUUCUGACACUGAAUUCCUUAGCUGUUUAUUGGAAUGCCGACACGAAAAGUGUUUUCCAUCCAGACCAUGACGAGCUAUUCAGACGUCUUCGCAAUAGCAUAUCUAACAAAAAUACCGUUCCUAACCACCAAUUUCUACUGAGGCCAGUCACUGGUGCCGGACGUCUGGUGCUGCAUAAAGCGGGUGCUACCGAUGAGAUGCCCCAUGUGGACAUUGAACUCUUGUUCGACGAAUUCGGGUUCGAUAUCAACAACUGCCAGUAUCAAGAUAUUUUGAACACCCUUUCAAAGCUGCACUGGUAUCAGAAAACUCUCAAAUACAGGAAAUCCAGACCCACUUAUAGUGUCGCUGAAAAUCCUAGAGCAUGGGUAAAGUACGCGGCGGAGGCCGUUCUCCAGGAAGUCCACGAAAAGAAUUACAAAUGGAGCUGGGACUAUAUCAAGUGGAGAAGGGACAAAAGGAAUGAAUAUAUCAAGCUAUGGAAACUCAAACUCGCUACUGACGCGAAACAACAAGCAGCAGACGAGGAAAACGUACAAAUGCUGAAUGAGCUGCAUAAGAUGCUUUCAUUUGACGACAUCAAGCUAUUUAGAGCCCUCGCAAAGAAAUCUUACGCCACUGAGAAGCUGGAAACUAAGCAAGCGGCAUCGGACACGAAGACGCUGCAGGCUAAAUCAUCGGGGUGGUUAUCUUCUUGGUGGACGGGCAACACCUCUCAAAGUGAAAGCGGUGAUGGUUUUACUAUGACAGAAGAACAAAAGAAAGAGCUCUACGAUGCGAUCGAAUUUAGUGAAGAUGGAGAUAUUGUGAAAUCAAUUGAUCAACCUCGAGACAGAAUAACAACCAAAAUUUCAUGUCAAUUGAAUCGGGGUUCACUUUCUAUAAUUGACAAAGAUAAGGAUAUCAGAUUGGGAGAAAUGGUUUUCGAGAAAUCAGAAACAGAGUUUUAUCAGCGCACCGACUCGUUUGUUGCCUCUUUUAAACUUCAUGAGCUAAAAGUGGAAGAUGGCUCGCCGAAUACUUUAUACAAGCACAUUGUUAGCGUCAAGGAUCUGCAAUUUGAUGAUCAGAGGGACGAGCCACAGCCUGACGAGCCGUUCUUUCAGGUUGCUGUUGAAAAUAAACCACUUGACGAAUCUGCGGACAAUAAGGUUGACAUUAAGCUUCGCAGUAUGACUGUUUUCUACCAUGUUCACUUCAUCAACGAAAUCAUUGGUUUAUUUCGUCCACCACAACAACACCUGGAUACUAUCGGUGCGAUUAUGAGUGCAGCGGAAGCGACAGUUGAAAGUUGGACAACUCAAAGUAGAAUGGGUCUGGAAUCAAUAUUAGAGGAUCAUAAGACGGUAAACCUAAGUUUGGACUUACAAGCGCCAUUGUUUAUCAUACCUUUAGAUCCACAUCAAUGGGAUUCUCCAUGUGCUGUUGUAGAUGCUGGUCACAUUUCUAUAGUCAGUGAUCUAGUCCCCAAGGAGACGAUUAAAAAAUACAAAAAUUUAAGUCCUGAUGAAUACGAGAAAUUAAACACCAAUGACAUCAAAAGGUUGAUGUUUGACAGGUUCAAACUUCAUCUGACUGACACUCAGUUUCUGAUUGGACCCGACAUACGGACGACAAUUACAAAUUUGAGCUUAAGCGAAAACGAAAAUUCACUCACCAUCCUCAACAAUUUGGAGAUAGAGUUGAACGUUGAUGUUUCCAUUCUUCCUAAGGCUCUGAAUUUGCCAAAGAUUAAGGUGUACGGUAAACUACCCAUUCUUAAAGUAUGCUUGAAUGACUACCAAUACAAAAUUGUGAUGCAACUUAUUGACCGCUGCUUACCCGAUUUAGAUGAACCUAUUGUUGAAGGUAGGGAUUUAAGACCCGUAAUGGCUUGGUCCCGAAGCAGGGGUGAAAUUCCAACUAGUAAAGAGACCCGUAUGCUACGGCAGACCUUAAAUCGAAUCGAUAAAAUGACUAAGGCAGAACUUGAGCAACGACUCCUUCAGCUCAAUUUUGAUAUUGAUGUCAUUCAGCUUUUGAUUUUUAAAUGCUCAGAUGCCAAAAGUAUGAAAUCUGACUUAUUAGUUGAUUUAGUGGGUCAAAACCUGCAGCUCAGUUUCGCAAAAAGAACACAAGAUAUGAAUGUUGACUUAAGCCUUCAAUCUUUCAAAAUUGAAGAUUGUAUUAGCAGUGAUGCUCCCGCCCAUUUGAAAAAUUUGGUGUCCUCUUCAAACGAGAUCGCACCCGACUCGCCACUCUUCAGGUUGCAACUUACAAGGUCUCAGAGAAUAGUGGCAUAUCGGGGAACGCUCAUAGAAGUGUUUGAUUUAGAUAUUGGUAUAAUGAUGACUGAAUUAACCUUCAUCUUAACUCCAAAGUCUAUAUUGACUAUGCUCAACUAUACACUGACCACUUUCACUAACCCUGAUGCGCCAGAUAUGCCUGUAGAUGCUUUGAAGUUUAAUUCUCCUGAUAUGGCUGAUUCGCCUCAAAAAAUAAAUCUGCGCAUGAAUAUGGAUAAUAUCAUCGUUGUCUUAAAUGAUGAUGACGAGAAAUUAGCAACUUUCGAAUUGAGCGCGGCUAAUGUCCUGCUUUUCCUGUUGCCAGAGAAAAUGAAAAUAUCCGCCAAACUUGGUGCAAUGCAGCUAACUAACGAAAUACAUGACGUACUUCCAAUUGCUUCACCAAUGAGAAAGCUUAUCAGUAUGAAUGGCACAGAACUCGCCGAGCUAACAUAUGAAACUCAUGGCCAUUCAGACGAGAAACUAAACUACAGCUCAGAGUUUGGGUUCAAAACUGGUUCGAUUGAUGUAAAUUUCCAGGACCACGCAGUGAACCGCAUCAUUAACUUCUUUGCUAAAUUUCAAAAAAUGAAAGUUUUAUUUGAUGAUGCUCGAGAGGCUGCUUACACUCAAGCUACAAAGAUUGAUUCGGUGGAUAACGUCAAGCUCGAUAUCUCAAUCAAAGCACCUGUCAUUUCGUUCCCAAAGCUCAUUGACCCGAGAAACAAUACUUACGAUCAUGUCUCGUUCUUUCUAGGUGAGCUGUCAGUUCAAAACACAUUCUCUAGGCGUGACAGCUACUUGAUCAAUCACAUUAAGGCUGGUAUAAGAUCUGGCAGUCUGACUUCAUUGUUUCAUCUAGAGCAUGGGAUUAACCAAGAAUUGAACCUCAUUGAGAAUCUAGAUAUUCAUUUUGAUAUCGAUCAUCACCAGGGAGGUGCAAAUGAAGCCCCUAAACUAGUGGUAAAGGGUAUGUUUGAGCCGCUUCGUGCUAAGCUGACGGAACUUCAAUUACAGUAUCUUUAUGUGCUAUCACAGAACUUACCAAAUGCUUUUAUUGUUGACUAUGACGAGGACUUUAAUGAAGUUCAAAAUGCUGCCCUCUUUGCUAAUACUAUUGUCUCAUCCGAGAGCAGUAGGGAAGUUCCAUCCAAGGCCCCAUCAGAAUCACAAGUAACCGAAUCGUCCCAGUCGUCUCGAUCAAUGGAGGUGUUUUUCGAAUUCUGCGCGCCACAAAUUUCUCUAACCGUGUACAACCAAACCAGUUCAGUCUUGGAUAUUGCUAACAAAGGAAUAACGUGCGUCAGUCUUCAUGACAUGGGGCUAACUUUGCACGUCGAUGAGGGUGCAGGUAUCGAAGCCGAAACACAUAUAUCCUCAUUCACUGUUGACGAUAUCAGGGAAACAAAACGCAAUCAGUACACUGAUAUAAUACCAAAAGCCAACCAUGAUAGCUACCAAUUUAUGGCAUCCUUCAAGCGAGAAAAGUCUGAGACCAGUAACGUUGACAAUGUGAAUGUAACUGUCGACAGUCCGCGAGUAAUCUUAGCCCUAGAUUAUUUAUUUGCGUUAAAGGCAUUCAUGGAUGCGUCAAUCAACCUAAAGCCAGCGGCUAGGCUGUUAACCGCAGCAGAGGAGCAGAAUAACAAUCAGCUGAUUGAUGAAUAUCCCUCGAAGUUACAAAACAAGCUUAAUUACUCAGUUAACGUCAUCGACAGUUCCCUUAUUUUACUGUCAGAUCCAUCUGAUAGUAAUACGGAAGCUAUUGUAUUCAACGUUGGGCAGUUGCUUUUAGCGGAGCAAAACGUCACCAGUGCCAACGCCAAUAACGUGGGGAUGUUCUUGUGCAAAAUGGACUCUUUUGAUAAAAAUCGUAUUCGUUUGUUAGAUGAUUUUUCUACAUCUAUUAUGAUUGAUAGGAGGAAUGCAACCUUGGAAAGAUUGCUGACUCAUAUGCAGAUUUCGGUUGGGCCACUUAUCUUGAGGCUUUCGCUAAGAGAUAUUAGACUGGCGAUGGCAAUAUUCAACAAAGCGAUGGCUCUUGCCAAAGAGCAUGGAUUUUCGGAAGACGUAAAGUCGAAUGACGAUGAGGGGAACUAUGGGGCAUUUUCAAAGGAAUUUAGAAAAACUCUGGCAAGGUAUGCUCCAAGUUUGGUCUCCUCCGCAAGUAAUCGGUCGACAGAUGAUCGGCAUUCGCAUAAUCAAUACAGCACGAUAGUUAGAGACGAGAAACUAGAAGCAGAUUUGGAGGGACUGAGAUUGGUCUUGAUUGGUGAUGUUCACGAAUUGCCCAUCAUUGAUAUGUGUGUCAAACCAUUUACAGUGUCAGCAAAAGACUGGUCUGAAAAUAUUGAAGUGCUAGUGUCAUUGGAAACUUACGCAAAUAUUUUCAACUACUCUCGAUCUAGUUGGGAACCGCUACUUGAGACGGUUCCUUUAUCAUUCCACCUAUCAAAAGGAUUUGGAGAUGAUGCGGCGAUGUAUUUUGAUGUGGUUUCACGUAAAUUGGCAGAGAUCUCUCUCUCAUCUCGAACAAUAGCUCUACUUUCUCAAAUUCCGAAUUCGAUAUACCAGAAGGAAGAUACUGAAGCGAGGGGUGCAACCAAACCGUACACGAUUUUCAAUGACUCUGGAUUAGACUUGCAAAUUUGGGUUCCUGGUAAAGAAUCCAAAGAAAGGAAUCGACAAACUCUUUUGAAGAAGGGAACUCAAGUGUCUUGGGAGUUUGAAGACUGGAGGAAAGUAAGGGAAAACCUGGACACAGAUGAUGCUAUGAAUAUUUUAGGUGUGAGUAUUUUGGGGGAAGUGUACCAAACAUCUUUUAAGAUAGAUGCGACUUCCGAGGGUGAAGAUGUUUUUACUUUGCAUCCCGCAAUCGAAGGCGUUCAUACCAGGUUGGCCUGCGAACUCAAGCUGUGUGAAGACAACGUUAAGCUCGUUACUAUCAGAUCAACUCUAGUUCUUGAGAAUGCGACGGCUGCAAAUUUAUACUUCAAGCUUUCUGACUAUGAGUCUGAUGUUUGGGUCAUUAAACCGGGUGAAUUGAGGUCGGUCUCUGCGCAACUGGCCUAUGGCUCGCGUUUUUAUUUGAAACCUGAAGGUGAUUACGAAUGGUCAAAAGAUACUAUAGCAUGGAAAAAUUUGCUAUCAAAUCCUUUGUCAAUUGCUUGUUACUCUAAAACGGAUGAUACUCCAUUUUAUUAUGAAGUUGAUGCUAGGUAUGAUAUCAAUGAGCCCCUUGCCAGGAUAUAUCCUCAUAUGAAGGUGGUGAUAUCAUCCCCUCUAGUUCUGGAGAACCUCUUGCCUUACUCCAUGAAAUACAAAUUGUUCUGGAAAUCGGAUGGAGCGCAUCGUCAAGGCGGUAAAUGUGAAACUUCACUCCAUACUUUAGAACGCGGAAAGCGCGUCUUGAUCCACAGCGUUACGCUAAGUGACUACUUGCUCUUAUCGUUACAACCACUCGAUGAUGGGCUAAAAAUGUCCGAGCAAGUCCUGAUCAAUACUAAGCCUGGGUCCGAGUUGACGCCCGAAAGCAAAGUUCCUUUACGGUACGAUAAUGGGCAAAAGCUAGACCUAAAACUUCAUUAUCAAAAUCUGGAAGGCUCUAGAGCAAAGGUAAUCAGUGUCUUUGCACCUUACAUUAUAUUCAAUGGAACUGAUCGUGAUUUACAGGUGGAAGGAGAUAAACACAAUGUGGCUUUUUCGAAAAUUCUAUUAAAGCCUGACGGCACUACAAGGUACACUACACCUAUGAUGUUCUCUUUUGAACGUGAUCGCUCUAACAAGAACAGAGCUCGACUCAAAUUCAAAGACUCCGAGUGGAGUAUUCAAACAUCUUUUGAUGCAAUUGGACAGUCUGUCGAUCUAGCCGUAAAUAUACCGAACAGAAACCAGGAAAGCAACGUUGGGAUAGCAGUCUCUGAGGGCAGUGGCAAGUAUUCCAUGAGUAAAAUCGUUAAAAUUUUGCCACGUUACAUUUUGAGGAACAGCUUGGACGUCGACUUAGAAAUCAGUGAAUUUGGCUCCAGCUCCGUGGUCAGGGCAAACUCUAAUGUUUCGUUUCCCCUUUACAAGAUGAGGAAUGUUGUCAACAAGCAUUUGAGUAUCAAGUUUCUAGGGUCCCAGUCUGAGUGGUCAUCUCCUUUUAUGAUCAAAGAUAUUGGAUCAAAUUAUGUUAAGGUUCUGAAAGACGGAAGUGGCCAUAAACUUUUGAAAUUGAACGUUGUUCUCGAAGACUCAACAAUUUUCAUUGACAUUGCUGAAGCCCAUGGUGACUGGCCAUACUCGAUUAGGAACUUCAGUGAUCAUGAAUUCAUUUUCUACCAGCGCGAUCCUCACACUUUUGAUAGCGACGAAGAUUAUGACCUAUAUGAUGACCUAAGCGAUAUGAAAUACGAGCCCUUAUAUUACAGGGUUCCCCCCAGGAGUGCUAUGUCUUAUGCUUGGGACUACCCUGCUGCAAGGCAAAAGAAGUUAGUUUUAGUCUCAAGGCAACAUAAGAGGGAAGUUCAAUUAGCGGAAAUUGGUAAUUUGAGACCUAUGCGGCUUUCUGGGCGUACGUCAGCAGAAGCUGUCUCGAUUGUUGACUUGAAUGUAGUUGCUGAUGGUCCGACUCAAGCAUUAGUGAUCACAAACUACAAACCUGAAAACAGUUUGUAUAAAUUGAAAUCAGGGCAAGUGACCAGUUCAUCUUUGGGCUCCGAAAAGGGAGACAAAUUUGAGGUAAGAGAAGAUGAUCAAAAUAUUUUCACAAAAGUUAUCGUCUCUCUGGAGGGUUUGGGCAUCUCUCUCAUCAACACUCGAUUACAAGAAUUGUGUUAUAUUACCUUGAGCGGUUUGGAACUAAGGUAUAACGAGUCCGACCUCUAUCAAACCAUCAGCUUAAAAUUAAAGUGGAUGCAAAUUGAUAACCAACUUUUUGGUGGUAUAUUCCCCAACAUUUUGUAUCCCACGGCUAUUCAAAAGAACCUCAAAGAGCUCAACAACCAUCCCCUUCUUUCCGGUUCAAUUUCCAAAGUCAAGGAUGACACACAUGGUGUCUUGUACCUGAAGCACGCUACUCUUCUACUCCAAGAACUGACCAUACAGCUGGAUGAGGAUUUUUUGUUUGCCCUCAUCGAUUUUGCUAAGGUUCCUGGUGCUUCAUGGCUCAUUGACUUAAAGGAAGAGUUGCAGACUGAGUUUUAUAUGCUACCUUAUCCAAGUGAACUGCAAAGGAAUCACGACAUCUACUUUGAAGUAUUUCAUUUGCAACCUACCAUGCUUCAUCUCUCCUUCGUUCGGACAGAGCACCUAAAUGCGGAAAGCGAUAAGGUGGCUCCUCAGAACACUUUAAUGUUUUUUGCAAAUGUGUUGACGAUGGCGCUGGGAAAUAUAAAUGAUGCGCCCAUCAAACUUAACUCAUUAUUUCUGGACAAUGUUAAGGUGCCGGUGCCCAUGUUGAUGAAUGCUAUCCAAACGCACUAUGGUCAGCAAUUCUUUUAUCAAAUCCAUAAAAUUUUGGGCUCCGCAGACUUCUUGGGAAAUCCUGUAGGCUUAUUCAACAAUAUCAGCUCUGGUGUAUGGGAUAUUUUUUACGAGCCUUAUCAAGGCUAUAUGUUGAAUGAUAGACCUCAAGAACUUGGUAUAAGUAUUGCUAAAGGUGGACUCAGCUUCGUUAAAAAGUCAGUAUUUGGGCUUUCAGAUAGCUUUGCCCGACUAACUGGCUCUGUCGCUAAGGGGCUGUCCGUCGCCACUCAAGACAUGGAGUUUCAGGAACGCCGUCGACUCGAGCAGCGCAAGGCAAAGCAUAGUAAUAGCAUCAAUGGAUUUGGCUCCGGUGCUACAUCGUUCGUCAACGGGGUGACUAGUGGUUUGAGAGGUGUAGCCUAUGAUCCGUAUUCUGGCGCCUCAAGAGAAGGUGUCCCCGGAUUUCUGAAGGGUAUAGGCAAGGGCUUGGUCGGAUUACCCACCAAAACGGCAAUCGGUGUCUUGGAUCUCGCCAGUAAUGUGAGCGAAGGUAUAAGAAAUACUACCACAGUUAUGGAUCCUUUAUCAGCAAACCGGAUCCGUCUUCCCAGAUACGUUGGGUUCGACAAAAUAAUCAAACCUUUCAGUUUGCGUGAGUCCCAAGGCCAGUUUUGGCUCAAGAGUGCCAAUGGUGGUGAGUGCAUUGCAGAUAAGUACCUUGCCCAUGUUGUUCUACCCGGUAAGCAGCUCGCCGUUAUCGUAUCCCUUUCACAUGUUGUUGAGGUGCGGCUGUCAAACAUGGAGAUUAUGUGGAAGGUCCGUUAUACUGAUGUGCGCUCCAUGACGUUAGAAAGAGUGGGUUUGGUGAUAACCUUGAAGAAUGCUUCCACGGAACUAUUUGUUCCUAUCUCGGAUCCGGAGGAAAAACGCUUUCUAUACAAAAACAUUUCCAUUGCGGUUAACGAAUAUAACAAAUACUGCCAAGCAGAGUUAUGA
Molecule: messenger RNA, 9321 nt
Organism: Lachancea dasiensis
Lineage: Eukaryota; Fungi; Ascomycota; Saccharomycetes; Saccharomycetales; Saccharomycetaceae
Source: the annotation of a GenBank genome assembly